Messenger RNA from Musa acuminata subsp. malaccensis (wild Malaysian banana), 4842 nucleotides. RefSeq lists its product as uncharacterized. The record is from RefSeq and is a predicted model, not a curated record. Gene Ontology annotation, cellular component: Ino80 complex. NCBI's taxonomy places the organism in Eukaryota, Viridiplantae, Streptophyta, Magnoliopsida, Zingiberales, Musaceae.
ACGACAACACCCUCUUCUCUCUCUUUCCCUUCCCCGAGCCAUCACCCAUCUCCUCCCCCCGCCCCCCAUUCCUUAUUCUUACCGCCCCAUAUUUCUCUCUCUAUAUCUCUCUCUCUAGGGUUUCCUCUCCGUCUCCAAAAGGGAUCCAAUUUCCUCUUCUUCAGUUCUCGGCGGCGGAGUCAGAUCGUCUGGCUCGCCUCGCUUCGUCUCUUCCGGUGGUGCUGGUGCUGCGGGCGGGAUAAAGAUUUCAUCUUGGGAGGGGGAUCCAUGGCGAUUUUGAAGAAUGAGUCUAGGGUUUCGAGGACGGACGGCGAUUCCUCGCCCGCCGGGAGCGCCUCGAGCCAGGAGGAUGAGGAGGAGCCCUGUGCGGGGAUUGGCAAGGCGGAGACCGAUGCUUCGGAUUCCUCCGAUGUGGAUUCCGGCAUGGAAUCGGACGAGUUUGAUCCCGCGGAGCUCGGCGAGCCUGGCAGUCAGUUGUGCCAAGUGGGGAAUCAGAGCUGUAGCAUCCCCCUCGAUCUCUGUGACCUACCCGACCUGGGCUCCAUCUUGUCCUUGGAUACGUGGAAUGAGUGCCUCUCGGAGGAGGAGCGCUUCAUGCUGGCUGAGGACCUCCCCGACAUGGACUGGGAGACGUUUGGCUACACCCUUAAAGAGCUGUUGUCAGGGCAAAACUUUCACUUUGGGUGCCCGCUUGGUACUCUCUUCAAUCGGUUGAAAGGUGGACUCUGCGACCCCAGGAUCGUUCUUUAUCGUCGGGGCUUGAGUUUCUUGCAGCAGCGCGAGCACUAUCAUCACCUGUGCAAAUAUCAGAACUCCAUGGUGAGGAGUCUUGUUGGCAUAAGGGAAGCAUGGCAGAACUGUUCGGUGUAUAGUAUUGAAGAAAGGCUUCGGCUUCUGAAUAUUCUGAGGAGUCAGAAGUCUUUGAGUCAUGAGAGGAAAGGAGAUGUUGGAAUUGAGAUGGAUUCAGAGAGUGCGGAUUCUGAUGAUCGGUACUUGAAUAAACGGUUUAAGAUGGGUCAGCAGUUUGCAAAGCCUUCAUUUGACAUCACUCCUCAUGAGAUUGGCAUGGCUCGGGAGCCAGUGAAGUUGGGGAAAGAAUACUCCAAGGGUGUUUUGAAGGUUACAGCUCCUAAGGUUCCAGCACACCAAAACAUUGGAGAAUUAGGGAUACAUCCUUCUUCCUUGAAGCAUGGAACAGUCCCAAAAUCUAGAGUAGCAACACCACAAAUAGCUCUUACUCAGCAGGAUAAAUAUGCAGGCUAUGAUAUGGGGGCUUCCAAAAGGACUAAACAUCAUAUUGGUGGUGAUCAUGAGGAUACGGAGGAAGGCUACGAUGGUUCACAAGGAGACUGGAUUGCUGGACGCAGAAGGGCAGUAACCAAGAGUAGAUUGCCGAAGACAGGAAAGAAAAAGGAACCACAGAGAAGAUAUGAUGCAGGCAUGUAUAGUGAUCAAGAACCUGAAGGUUAUGGUGGUUUCAGUCAUUCUCAGGGAAAAAGCAGAAAUGCAGAGCAUGCGGUAACUAUUGCUUCAUAUGGUCAUGAGUCUCGUGAACUCACAAGAAAUGCUGAUUAUGCUGACAGAGAGUGGGUGUAUCCUACAACAGGUAGAGCGCAAAAUCAUAUGCUAACCAAUCCCUUGCAACGAAAUAAGAUGCAUGAGGAAGCCAUUACCUCAGGCCAUUCAGUUAAAUCUGAUAAUUGGAAUAGCAGAGCCAAGAAUUGCAAGGUAGGAAACGAGUACAAAGCCGGUAAAAGUAAAGCUGGUAACGAAUUGAAAAAUACUUCUUAUCAACCUGUUCCGAGACAAAAGGGUGAUUCAUAUCUCCAAAAGGAUCCUAGAGCUAGGAUAUUACAAGGGAAGGUGAAAAAUAAUAUGACUCAGUAUGAUGGAAUGGAUGUGGACUACUCAAGUGGUGCUACUAUGAUUUCUCAGAGUGAGGAGACAGAAUCUGAUUCAUCCGACCAGGUUGAAGAUGAUGGAUAUCGCAAUUCUGCAGUCAAGAAGUUGGAGCAUCAAAGUGGUGAUGUUGCGGGCCAUCGCGCUGGAGUUGUGAGAUCAACCUAUAAUCCUAAAAAGCCAAACAAGCUCAUGAAAGUAGAUAAAAAAGGUAUUUCUGACUUUUCUGAUGCUGGUAGGAGCAUACAUACACAGGAUGUAGAAUCAUACCCUGUUAAAGGAAAACAUGGAAGAUUGGUAAAGAAGGCCCUGGUACCGCACCCAAAUGAAAGGUUGACAUAUCCAGAGAAGAGGUAUAAAGGGAUGGCCAAUAUGGAUCAUUCCCCACAGCAAUCAUUUUACUCUCAUGAUUAUGGCAGUGGCGUAAUGGAUGAAUACAUGGAGAAUUUGGAUGAAAUUUCCAAGUCACGAGGCGGCAAGAAUACGAUCAACAAACUAGGGAACAUGAUGGAAACCUCUGAUGUUGAUGCUGCUGAAGAAAGAUCAAAUAUGCCCCUAAUGGGGUGCAACUCUGUGCCAAAGAAACCUAAACGGAAGGUUGAUGGUCAUUACCUGAAUGAGCUGGAUGAAUCCCUCCACCUACAACUGAGUCCAGAGCAGCAGCAGAUCGAUGACCUUAAUGUCCUUAGGAAGGGCAAAAGGAAAGCAGAUGCUGAAACUGAUAAUUUGACUUUAAUAACUGCGGAUCUGGUAACAUCAGAAAAGGAUAAAGAUGGAGAGCUCAAGGCAAAGCCACAGAAAAAACCAUUUACUCUUAUCACUCCUACUAUUCACACUGGCUUUUCAUUUUCCAUCGUACAUCUUCUUUCAGCUGUCCGGAAGGCAAUGAUUACCCCUCAUAUGGAAGAUACUAUACUGACAGCCAACCAUCUUGAGGACAAUAGGACUAAACAAAAAACAGAAGAGCAGAAUAAAAUGCAUCAGGUAGUCAAUGGCACACACCUUCCUUAUUCUUUUGAGAAUAUGGAUAAUCAUUCUUUAGAGCAGAAUAUUUUGCCUUCUCUCACUGUUCAAGAGAUCGUCGAUCGAGUUAGAUCAAACCCUGGAGAUCCAUGCAUUCUCGAAACACAGGAACCACUUCAGGAUUUAAUUCGAGGAGUUCUGAAGAUUUUUUCUUCUAAGACAGCGCCUUUGGGGGCAAAGGCUUGGAAGCCCCUUGUAGUAUAUGAGAAAUCAAACAGAAGUUGGUCAUGGGCAGGUCCAGUUGCUUCUAGUUUAUCUGACAAUGAUAAUGCAGAAGAAGAAACUUCUUCAGAAGCGUGGGGAAUUCCUCACAAGAUGCUUGUAAAGUUGGUUGAUGCUUUUGCUAAUUGGCUUAAGAGUGGUCAAGAGACGCUCCAGCAGAUUGGAAGCCUCCCUCCACCUCCUACUUCAUUGCUUUCAAACUUGGAUGAGAAGGAAAGGUUCAAAGAUCUAAGAGCUCAAAAGAGUCUAAACACCAUUAGCCCUAGCUCUGAUGAAGUAAGAACAUACUUCCGCAGAGAGGAAUUCUUAAGGUACUCGGUUCCAGAUCGGGCCUUUUCCUACACAGCUGCUGAUGGGAAAAAAUCAAUAGUUGCUCCACUUAGAAGGGGUGGUGGAAAGCCAACAUCAAAAGCUCGGGACCAUUUCAUGCUUAAACCUGAUCGACCGCCACAUGUUACUAUUCUUUGUCUUGUUCGAGAUGCAGCUGCUAGAUUGCCAGGUAGUAUUGGAACUAGAGCAGAUGUUUGUACUCUAUUACGGGACUCGCAAUACAUUGUUGAAAACAUUUCUGAUGCACAAGUGAACCAAGUUGUUAGUGGGGCUCUAGAUCGGUUGCAUUAUGAACGCGAUCCUUGUGUACAGUUUGAUAGUGAAAGAAAAUUGUGGGUUUAUCUGCACAGGGACAGGGAAGAAGAAGAUUUCGAGGAUGAUGGUACAUCAUCCACUAAAAAGUGGAAGAGGCAAAGGAAAGAUUCUAUAGACCAGUCUGACAUUGGAGCAGUUAAUGACGUUGAUGCAGGAGUCUUGGUUGGUGGCUCUUCUUCUGGUCAGGAUCACGUUGAUGAUCUGAAUGUUGAUGCAGCAUUCAUCAGUGCAGGAGAAAAAGCUGAACUUGUUUCUGAAGAUAUGAGGCCCGAUAUGGAGAAUAUACAUCCUCUUAUGGACACAACCACUGUUAUCAAGAAGAGCCAGGGCAAUUGGGAUGGUCCAGGAGUGAAUUCAUUGAGAGAAAACAGAUUGGUAUGUCAAGAGAACUCAACAGAUGAAGAUUUUGAUGAUGAAACAUUUAGUCAAGAGAGGCCAAUUCGGCUUCAGUAUGACCUUACCAUGAAGAAUGGACUCUACUAGAUCCUUACCAACAUAUUUAUGGUGCAGUAUCUUUUAGGGUAAGAAAGCGAACCAUAUGAACAAAAUUAUUGGUGACUUAAUCGUGAUUGGUUUGAUUGCCAGUGCACCAUAUCGGCAUUCAUUAUUUAGCCUACUUUUAAGUCUCCUGUUCUGACUCGGGUUGCGGUUUUUUCCAUGUACAUUUCCUCUUGCGGCUGCAAUCAGCUGAGCGCAAUUGCCAAGUCAGAAUGGCCUCUUCACCAGUUUGGAAACCUCGAUAGCUUUCAUUGCUCCAGAAGAACAUGUAGUGAACAGAUAAGAGAAAUUUAUCUCACACAAACCACCAUUCCAUUCUUUUUAUUUGAGAGGAAAAUCACACUGUUCAAGUUGCUUAUGUGCUCCUUUUGUCGCUUGAUGGCUUGGCUAACGAAAUAACAUCGCGACGGAGAUCUCGUUGCUUCUGCAUUUUUGUUAAAAGUGGAUUAUCUUCAUUAUAUGCCUUUAAUAUGUUGCAUAAAACUAUCAUCAUUAUUAGUGCUCAGAAUCAUACUUUUGUUAUUAAUCUAUCGUGGAUUCAUUCCCUCUGGUCAA